AUGGCCACUGAUCGUGAUGUAAUAUAUAAAGUGAUAAUCGAAUGGAAGAAGGAGUUCACUAAUAGCAUCAUCCUUGAGGAUCUCCUAGACCACUUGUGUUUGGCGAAAGUCAUCGGGGUGAAUCACAGCAACAUGUGGAAAGGAAAGACUCCAGAGGAGCAAGUGGAAUUCCUCGAAAAGAAGAUACCUAAGGAAGGACGUUCGGGCUUCAAAGCAAUGUUGGAAUAUCUUUUUGAGAAAGAAACUGCUUUUGCAGAAACAUUGCUGGUAUCCCUGGGGAAGAAGAACAAGGAAUUUGAGGAAUGGAUUCGUAGGGCACAAGAAGCAGGUAUGUACGGUCAUUUUCUGGAACCUCGCCCCAAGCCUUCACUGCAGCCGAAUUCUACCAGCCAGAAACUCUACUCACAUGGUAUCCUCAACAAGCUGGGAGAAAAAUACCCAGAACACACAGGCUACCCACUUCAACCAGACUCUGAGGGACCGACAUAUUACCGAAUGGAGAUGCAUUACGACAACCCUCAACUCAUAGACGGUAUCCAUGACGAUUCCGGUCUCACCAUCUACUAUACAGACAAUCUCCGCACCUACGACAUGGGCACCAUCGUUCUCGGCUACAUUGUCACCUAUACCCAACUUGUCCCACCUGGAUUGGGUGACUUCAUGACUGUGGGCCACUGUCCCGGGGAAUGCACGGAGAUGUAUAUUCCUCCUGAGGGCAUUCACAUCUUCUCUGGACUGCUGCAUUCCCAUCUCCUCGGGAGAAAGAUGAGAGCCCGAAUAUUCAGAGACGGGGAGGAACUUCCUUGGAUCCUCCACGACGAACACUAUGACUUCAACUACCAGCAGAGCCGCGUUCUAUGGGAGGAAUUCCAUCUUCUUCCUGGUGAUCACAUCACCGUCGAAUGUGAUUUGGAUUCGUUGGAACGAGAGGAUGUGUUCCUGGGAGGACUUACGACCUAUGAUGAGAUGUGUGAAUUUUUCGUCAUGUACUACCCCAGAGUGGAAAAGUUAAACCUCUGCUUCACCUCUGUGGAAUACGAGUUCUUUCACGAUCUUUUUCAACUGGGCGGAGUCCAUCUCAACUUAGUGGAAAAGUUAAACCUCUGCUUCACCUCUGUGGAAUACGAGUUCUUUCACGAUCUUUUUCAACUGGGCGGAGUCCAUCUCAACUUGGAAUCCCUUAACUGGGAACUGGACGGAACAAACCAGACCCUGCACGAGUACUUCAGAGGCUUCGACUGGGAGAAUUUUGACUUGGAAACUUAUCAAGAAGCAGUUCGAUUCUCUCCUCAGCAAGGUAUCUGCGGAGACAUCUCCGACUUUCUCGAAGUGAAGGAUGUGACAUUCCCGGAAUACGAGAGUGAUUACAGUCCACCGCCGAGAAAGUGCCCCACAUGGGAAAGGCACAAGACUCUGGAUCGAGAUGGGAUCAUGCAUUUAUAUUGGACACCAGAUAUCGAGAGCGGGGAGAUCACAUUCGAGCUGCACGCGAAGACCCAGGGAUGGGCCGGAUUGGGCUUCUCCGCUAACGGUGCCAUGCCCGGAUCUGACGUCGUCGUUGGAUGGAUCAAGGAUGGACAAAUCUACUUCACGACAUGGGAACGGCACGAAUCAUUGGAUAGAGAUGGGAUCAUGAAUUUAUACUGGACUCCAGAUUUGGAGAGUGGGGAGAUCACAUUCGAGUUGCACGCGAAGACUCAGGGAUGGGCUGGAUUGGGCUUCUCAGCCAACGGUGCCAUGAUCGGAUCUGACAUCGUCGUCGGAUGGAUCAAGGAUGGACAGACCUUCUUCACGGACAGGCACGCAGUGGGAAACGAGCUACCUUUGGUGGACGAGAGUCAGGACUACGAACUCCUCUUCGCAUCCGAGGACGAGGAGGGGUUGACCCUCAGAUUCAAACGUCUCAUCGACACCUGCGACGAAGACGACUUUUACAUUACGAGUGACACGUGGAGUCUUAUUUAUGCAUAUGCGGAGACGGAUCCAGACGGGGAAGACCCCUUCUACCAUGGACGGGACAAUCGCGGGGUGAAAUCAUUGAAUCUCCUUGAUCCACAAAUCGGGGAUAUACCGGACGAACCAGGCUUGAAAAUGUGGGAAAUGAGGAACGACGUCAUCAUCCCAGCCGUUUAUACCUCCUAUUGGUGCAGUGUAUUCAAACCACCUCAGACCGACACCAAACAACAUAUUAUUGGGUACCAUCCUUGGGUAACGGAAGGGAACGAAGAAUAUGUGCACCAUUAUACGGUGAUGACUUGCACGGUGAAAGAAGGCGAAGAGGUAAUCUUCGAACAGUUCAUGCAAGAUUACCCCCAGGGUUCCCCUUGCUUGGAGCCUCAUGCCAACAUCCUUUAUGAUAAUUGCCAAAGCAUCGUGUCGGCCUGGGCAGUCGGCGGAGUGGGCGAAAAUUACCCAAAGAAUGCAGGCUACCCCCUGAAUCCAAUCACUGAAGGACCCACAUAUUUCAUGAUGGAGUUGCAUUACGACAACCCCCUGCUCAUAGAAGGGAUCCACGACGAUUCGGGCCAAAUAUCCUACUACACCGACAACCUCCGCACCUACGACAUGGAUCUCUUAAGCAUGGGGAGGAAGAUGAGAGCCCGAAUAUUCAGGGAUGGGGAGGAACUUCCCUGGAUCCUCCACGACGAACACUACGACUUCAAUUAUCAGCAGAGUCGCGUUCUUCGAGAGGAGUUCACGCUUCUUCCCGGAGAUCACAUUGUCACCGAAUGCGAGUUAGAUUCCUCUGAUCGUGACUUGGUGACACUGGGAGGACUGACGACCCAUGAUGAGAUGUGCCAAUUUUUCGUCAUGUAUUAUCCCAAGGUGGAAGGUCUUAUGCAUUGCGCUUCGAACGUGGACUUUCAGUACUUUCACACCUUAUUUCAAGUCGGCGGGAUCAACUUAAGCCCAGAAUCACUUGACUGGGAAGUGGACGGAACGAACCAAACCCUGCGCGAGUACUUGAGGGACUUCGAUUGGGAGAAUUUUGACCUUGAAGCCUACCAAGAAUCGGUUCGAUUCAACCCUCAGCUAGCACUCUGCGGGCGAUUUCCCGACGUUUUCGAAGUGGAGGACGUGACAUUCCCGGAAUACGAGAGCGAUUACCAUCCACCUCCGAGACAAUGCCCUUUCGAAAGCCCCAAUCCUUAA
This is a messenger RNA of Darwinula stevensoni, 3153 nucleotides long. The record is from the annotation of a GenBank genome assembly. NCBI's taxonomy places the organism in Eukaryota, Metazoa, Arthropoda, Ostracoda, Podocopida, Darwinulidae.